GGAAUGAUUCAGGUUAACUUUCGGGUGUAUUCUUGUCAUAGUUUCAACUUAGAAAUGACAAAACAAGCGACCACUACUAAGUUGCUGAAGCAGUUUAAUGUUUGCUGCAGCUACAUUCCAGAGGUAGAGAAUCAACAAUCAAACGGCACUAUGGUAGAAGUGAGCAUACCGAUAGGUUAUGCAAUGGAUAACCACAGUGUAAUGGAGAAUUCAACCUCCAAUCCGAUCAGUAAAACCGAGGUACUGCACGAUGGGACGACUGUAUUGGUAUAUUACAACAGAAUGGGUGUCGAGACGAAUUGCUUUAUUGUUUUCGCGUACAAAAGGUUUAGUAUGCCAGUCAAACGACCAUCGUACGUCAGAAUCCAAGAUUCCCAGCGUCCAGAACUAAAUGCAUUGAAGAUGUUCGAGUUCUACAGUGAUCGAGAUUGAUUUUGGCGCAUCUUUAAUCCAC
Messenger RNA from Anopheles darlingi, 454 nucleotides. RefSeq lists its product as uncharacterized. The transcript is spliced from 3 exons. The record is from RefSeq and is a predicted model, not a curated record. The coding region runs from base 4 to 432 and encodes 142 amino acids. NCBI's taxonomy places the organism in Eukaryota, Metazoa, Arthropoda, Insecta, Diptera, Culicidae. Gene Ontology annotation, cellular component: extracellular region.